UUUCGACCUCGACUACAUCAUGGAGGUCAACUGCACAAGAGGCAGUAGGCAUCAGAGUAGGGUAGAGACACCGUACUCCUCCGUCACCUUUCACGAACAGCUCGUCAAUUAAAGCCGCAGCGCAAGCAGCAACAUGCGUCUCCUCCACCUCCCUGCCCUCUUCGCCCUUCUCUCAUUCUCCUCCGCCCUCCCCACAACUGCCUCCUCCAAACCUCUCCCCCUCCUCAUCUGGCACGGCCUAGGCGACCGCUACGACGCAGAAGGCCUGCACUCCACCGGCGAGCUCGCGCAAAAAGUCCACCCAGGCCUCUACGUGUACUACAUCCGCACAGACGAGGACGGCAGCGCCGACCGCACCAACAGCUUCUUCGGCAACGUGACGCAGCAAAUCGCGCAAGUGUGCGCCGCCAUCCACGCCGACCCCUUCCUUGCUCCGCCCGAAGAUCGCAAACACGAGGACAUCCGCGUCGAUGCGCUUGGCUUCAGCCAAGGCGGGCAGUUCCUGCGGGGCCUCGUGGAGCGCUGCGAGGGCUUGAGCGUGCGCAGUCUUGUUACGUUUGGCAGUCAGCACAAUGGCAUUGCGCAAUUUCAGAAGUGCGGGGAUUUAGACUUCGUGUGUAAGGGUGCGUCGGCGCUGGUGAAGAAUAAUGCGUGGACGGAGUACGUACAGAACAAAGUGGUGCCGGCGCAGUACUAUCGGCCGCUGAAUGAGAGCACCGGUGGGCCGACGGACGGGUACUUGGAGCACAGCAAUUUCCUGGCGGAUGUGAAUAACGAGCGGGCGGAGAAGAAUGCGACGUACAAGGAGCGCAUUGCGGCGAUGGAGAAGUUUGUCAUGUUCGUUUUUGACGAGGAUGAGACGGUGGUUCCCAAGGAGACGGGGUGGUUUGCGGAGGUGAAUGCUACGAGUGGAGAGGUGACGGAUCUGAGGAACCGGGCGAUUUACAAGGAGGAUUGGCUGGGGUUGAAGCAGUUGGAUAAGAAGGGUGGGUUGGAGUUUAGGGCGACGAAGGGGCCACAUAUGCGCUUGACGGACGUGGUGUUGAAGAAGACCUUCAAGGAGUUCUUUGGACCGGAGCGGAAGACAAAGAAUGCGGCGGUUGCUCUUGCUGAUAAGGCUUGGAGGUAUUUCGCGCACCAGGAUGUGUUGUAGCAGUACAAUGAACGAAAAUGGUUUAGAGG
This is a messenger RNA of Neohortaea acidophila, 1182 nucleotides long. RefSeq names its product Alpha/Beta hydrolase protein. The coding region runs from base 134 to 1153 and encodes 339 amino acids. Gene Ontology annotation, cellular component: lysosome. The record is from RefSeq and is a predicted model, not a curated record. Gene Ontology annotation, molecular function: thiolester hydrolase activity. The transcript has a single exon. NCBI's taxonomy places the organism in Eukaryota, Fungi, Ascomycota, Dothideomycetes, Mycosphaerellales, Teratosphaeriaceae.